GCUGCAAUGUCGCUUCUGGAUCCGGCGUCUCCUGACGUCACCAAGUGUCUCCUAAGCCUGCCCACUCUCCUGCUGAAGCUGCUUGUCGCGGUUCUACGAUCGCCUGUCCUCUCCACCGUGCUGUUUGAUCGUGCGCAGGCCACCUUGGAGGAGCGCUUCUGUCUACUGGCGAAGUUCCUGUUUCUGCUGAACCUUUCAGGUUAG
Dibothriocephalus latus is the source of this 204-nucleotide messenger RNA. The record is from the annotation of a GenBank genome assembly. Lineage: Eukaryota; Metazoa; Platyhelminthes; Cestoda; Diphyllobothriidea; Diphyllobothriidae.